Erpetoichthys calabaricus (reedfish) is the source of this 1533-nucleotide messenger RNA. It is a transcript of the gene gcat, whose product is annotated as glycine C-acetyltransferase. The record is from RefSeq and is a predicted model, not a curated record. NCBI's taxonomy places the organism in Eukaryota, Metazoa, Chordata, Cladistia, Polypteriformes, Polypteridae. Gene Ontology annotation, biological process: biosynthetic process; L-threonine catabolic process. The coding region runs from base 46 to 1311 and encodes 421 amino acids. The transcript is spliced from 9 exons. Gene Ontology annotation, molecular function: pyridoxal phosphate binding; glycine C-acetyltransferase activity.
GUGGAUUUUUUUCUUUUUCCUUGGCUUAUCUGUACAGUACCAACCAUGCUGGGAGCACCUCUUUUGCGCUUAGCGACUACAUUUCGAGGUCAAAUACUGUCAGCCAGGCUGAAGUCGGCUUUAGCAAACGCCAAUAAAAUACUCGAGGCAGAGCUUCAAAGCAUCAAAGGCGCCGGAACGUGGAAGAAUGAGCGAAUUAUAACAUCGAAGCAGGGCCCGCACAUAACAGUGCAGGGCAGCCGAGAAGAUACGCUGAACUUUUGUGCUAACAACUACCUUGGGCUGUCUAGUCAUCCAGCAGUAAUUGCAGCAGGAAUAGCAGCACUAAGGGAUUAUGGUGCAGGUCUUAGCUCUGUCCGCUUCAUAUGUGGCACACAGGAUCUACACAAAAACCUGGAACAAAAAAUUGCAGAAUUUCACCAGCGAGAUGAUGCAAUUUUAUAUGCCAGUUGCUUUGAUGCCAAUGCCGGAAUCUUUGAGGUUCUUUUGACUCCAGAAGAUGCCAUUCUUUCAGAUGAGCUAAAUCAUGCAUCCAUCAUUGAUGGGAUCAGAUUGUGCAAAGCCAACAAGUACAGAUAUCGGCACCUGGACCUGACCGACCUUGAAAACAAGUUGAAGGAUGCUCAGAAACAUCGGCUACGUCUCAUUGCUACGGAUGGUGUGUUUUCAAUGGAUGGGGACAUUGCUCCACUUAAGGAGAUAUGCGACUUGGCAGAGAAGUACAAUGCCAUGGUAUUUAUUGAUGAGUGCCAUGCAACCGGAUUCAUGGGCCCGACUGGCAGGGGCACAGAUGAACUGCUAGGAGUGAUGGACAGAGUUGCGAUAAUCAAUUCAACAUUGGGCAAAGCUUUAGGUGGCGCAGCAGGUGGCUACACUGUGGGACCACAAGCUCUAAUUGACCUUCUAAGACAACGCUCACGACCUUAUCUUUUUUCAAAUACUCUUCCUCCACCCGUUGUGGGCUCUGCCACCAAAGCACUGGAAUUGCUGAUGGCAAGUGCAGAGAUUGCACAAAGCAUGGCAGCCAAAACCAAGAGAUUUCGUAGUGAAAUGCAAGCUGCUGGGUUUACAAUUGGAGGUGCAGAUCAUCCCAUUUGUCCUGUGAUGCUGGGAGAUGCGCGUCUUGCUUCUCUUAUGGCUGAUGACAUGCUGAAGAAAGGGAUUUAUGUGAUUGGAUUCAGCUAUCCUGUGGUGCCAAAGGGCAAGGCUAGGAUUCGUGUGCAGAUCUCUGCUGCACACAGUAACGAAGACAUUGACCGCUGUGUAGAUUCAUUCAGAGAAGUAGGACGCAAACAUGGUGUGGUUUCUUAGUGCCAUUGUCAAUUUAACACCUACCUGUUUUGGAUCAAGCAAGAGGAGUCACCAUUGAUUGGGGAAGGCUGAUUCACUGUCUAGUUUCUUUGUACUUGGAUAUAUGCCAAGUCAUAAAGCUGAGAACUUUAUCUGGUGUUUGAACAUGGCAGGAGAAGCUUUCUGAUAAGAUGGCAGUGGUUGAAGAUUCUAAAUAAAGGUCAAGUAAUACUAAAGUAAAAA